Molecule: messenger RNA, 3285 nt
Organism: Penicillium concentricum
Lineage: Eukaryota; Fungi; Ascomycota; Eurotiomycetes; Eurotiales; Aspergillaceae
Product: ankyrin repeat domain-containing protein
Exons: 3
Coding region: 1-3285 (1094 amino acids)
Molecular function (GO): protein binding
Source: RefSeq, a predicted model, not a curated record
AUGCUUUCUAUACUGUUUUUUAUAUCUUUAUUUUCUUUUGCCAAGGCUGAUGAUAACUGGGAUGAUUUUACGAAUAAUCUUGCUACCGACUUGGCUCCUUUAAUCACCUUGUUCGGCGAACGACUUACGAAACAAUUCCUCUCCGAGUCCAUCAGCAUUCUCGACAAUGUUAUAUUCGCCCUUUCACCUCUUGGAGUCUUGACUGCUGUCGUGUCGGUAAUUCGAAUCUGUGGAAGUUCUUCUCUCAGGGCAUUUGUCGGACGAGCACAAGAAGGUCCUGCCGAAGCAGAAAGCGAACUCCUUCCUUGCGUGUCACAAUCUACCUCUGAGCUCUUCAACGAUGGUGGAAUCACACGAGUCUUUGGUAGACCCAAGAUCCUGGAGAUAUUUGCUUGGGAGGAUGUGGACUAUAAUAAAGAAAAGGUGACGCGGGUUAGCACUUUGAAGCAUGCUCUUCUAGAAAAUGCUUGGUCUUGCAAUCGCGAGAUUUCACCUUUUCAACUCUCUGAGCUGAACAUUCCUAAUCUGUCAUUGAACACGGGAAUCAAGAGGAGAGGACAAUUUUGGUUUCAUUGUGCUGCAAUACUUGGGGGUCUACUCCAAACUGGCACUGUUGUAUACGCUGCACUCACGGUGUUUAUGUAUCCCCAAAGUUUUCAGAAAGACGACAAAGCUGUCGCCUCAUAUGCAUUCCCGCUUUACCUCAUUGGGACAACUCUUCUAUUUAUUGGAAUGUUCUUCUGUGCAUUCAUCCUGGAGCGUUCCUCAAAGGAGUACUACUUCAAAGCAGAAAAGCCAAGCAAGAUAUACUGGCUGCAGCCCGGUAACCAGCAUGUGGGUGACCAAGUUUUCAAUGCUUUCUUGGCUGUCAAGGAAGGCCCCGGAUCUUCAAUGAGCAAGGAUCUCCGUUAUAUCAAAUCGACCAGAGAGCAAGCAUUUGACGGGAAGCAUUUGGAAAUUUACUCUACCCUCGCAUCGACAAUUUUGGGAUUCAUCUUCCAGUUUGUUGGACUGAGAGGCCUUCAUGCAUCUGUCAUCCUAGCCCAGCUAGGGUCGACAUUUCUAAUGGCCAUUAUACGUACUUGUCUGCGCACAGAAAGAAUGGCACCAGACGAUAACAAGAUGAAAGACGACCGGGAUCUCAUGGCCCACAAGCAGCAGGAGCUGGAUUGCCUCGCCUUUCAUCUUGAAAAAGUCGAGUCUUUCGAUUUGGUACCACCGCCUGACCUGUCAGCCAAUAUGCCUGCAGAGAAGUUUAUGCCUCAUUCAAAAACGUCAUUGGGCAUGCGGUUGAUUCAAAGACGGGCUGAGCUGGCUAUUCUUACAUCGGACUCGAAUCAGAGCUUCAGUAACGUUGCCUGGGACGGAAUGCCUAUUCGACAAAUGGCCCACAACCUCGCAAAACUGAUCGAGUCGACGAUGGAUUUGAUUACUAGUUGGGGAGUUGAGUUUGGGGAGACAUUUAAGUUUCGACUUGCUUUUGAGUGUAAAGGUGCUUCUCCAGACUCUGAGACUCAAUCUUCGCCACAAUCCUGUAUUGAACUUCUGCGGCAUGGCGAUAAUAUGCGAUGGAAAGUGAGAGCCAGCGAGAUGGAGGCAAUUCUAGGCCUGUGGAUUUGGUCUCUGUGCAAGUCAGAUAAUGGGCUGGCAACUGCAAAGCUCUCUCGUCUUGUUGGACUGGAUAAAGAAGAGGCGGCCAAGGAGGAGACUUACCUCUAUUUUCGCAAAUGGAUAUCUCGACACCCAGUUAAGCGACUGAUUCCCGACUUCAUUGACGAUUCAAAACGACUUUUCGGCUACGAGCCCAAGAUUUCUCGCUCCCACAGGAAACUUCUAGCUGUUUGGACCACGAAUGGGGUGGAGAUGAUGGCCGCACAAGAUAUUUUUAUCCAGUUUCUCAAGACCGCCUUCCUCCAAUUGGAGGAAUUGGGUGGACAAGUGGACGUCACCCCUAGUAUAUACCGACAUGAUCCACCCUUAGGCUCCAGUACGCGAGUUGAUGAGCUGGCAUCUUGUUUUGAGGCCAACUCUCUUGGGUCAAGGCAGGACGCAUUGCUAUGCAUUAUUCCUGCUUUGAAAAACAGAGGUAUUCUGCCCAGCCUCGCAGCCGACUCCCCCAACAUCAGAGCGCGCAAAGAGGAAUUAAUAAAACAAGGAAAGUGGCAAGAUGCAUUUCGGUUACUUCAUUGGCUCUGUGAACGAUCAGAAGGUCACCAGCUUGAGCUAUCAGUUUACGAGCUGGGGUUUCUUUGUCGUCGAGCUUUGUUGAGUAACAACCAAAAUGCUCGCCAGCAAGGAUUCGAGCAAAUCUGCGAACUUCUUAGGUCCGAUAUACGAGAUGGGUUUAUUCUGGCCUGGGCACCGUCAGAUUGGACGAAGUCUCAAGAUCGCAUCCGGUGGUGGGAUGUGUUCUGCACCCAACUUGGGUGGAUCGCAUGGAACAUCUCGGCUAAGGUUCCAGACUCAAAAUUUAUGCAGCCUAUUCUGGCGUCACUUGGCGUUCCAGAAACGUUGAGUGGUUGGAAUGAUCCAGAUAAUGACGCAGAGGAGAUUCGAAGAAGCGUGAAGGCUAUUGAAGGCUGGCUCACAUCGCCUACUCUCGACUUCGCACUCAAUUGGACCAGGGACGACGAUGAGAUUGCUUUCGACUGGAUUAUCCGCAACAACUAUCAUGCCCUGCUUUACUUCCUGCUGUUAAUAUGGAUCGAGCUCGGCGAACGUUGUCCAACCCUCAUCAUGCGUGCAUAUUCCUUUGCAAGUAAGAGUCGCUCUGUUCUGGCAUUCCAAACGCUUCUGAGCUACAAAGCAGAUAUUGACGCAGCGGACCUCGAUAUUUGUACGGCGUUGAUUGACCGCAUCUUGAAAAGGGACUUGGAUGGAGCUAGAAUCUUGCUGCAAUACGGUGCCGAGCCCAAUGGCGGCGAUCAGCCUCAUAUGCCCCGACCACUGCUUCUAUCCUUGGGAAAGGGCGAAUACGAGAUUGCGGAAUUACUUCUGCUGAACGGGGCCUCUGUAGAGGUUGUUGACAGAAAGGGAUUUUCCGUGAUGUGGUGGGCCUGCAACUCCGGUAAAUUGGAGAUGGUUGAUCUGGUUUUGCGCCACAAGGCAGAGAUUGACCCAAUUGGACCGGACGGCAAGACGCCAUUCUUUUAUUACAGAAGGAAAGGGAAAGUUGAUAUAGUUACGUUCCUGAUGAGUAAAGGAGCGAGCACCAACUUUCGUGGCAUGAAUGAUCGGGCUGCACUCAUGCCAGCUAAAGAUAAUUCUUUGCGAACCACUCCGUAA